UAAAAGCAAGUGGAUUUCCAUUCACCAUCAUCAUUCUUCAACAGUUCUUCCUACGUCAAACACCGAAAUCACCCAAAAUGAAAGUACUCGCUCUGUGUUUCGUAAUUGCUGCGGUUGGCGUUGCCGCCGUCCCGCAAUACUACCAGCCCCAGUGGCAGCAACAGCAGUGGGAGCAGCAACAGUGGCAACAGCAGAUGCAGUGGCCCCAGCAGCAGCAGCAGCAGAUGAGCCCGGACGGUUACAGGAUUGUGCCAGGAGUCGUCGAUACCCGUUGCCCGCGUAUGGAUGACCCGAUCAACCCAACCCAUCUGCCCGUCAACGGCGAUUGCCGCAAGUUCAUGAAGUGCUACGGAGGCCGUGCCUACGAGCAUGAAUGCCCCGCCGGACUGGAGUUCGGAAUCCAGGUUAACCGGUGCGACUACCCAGAGCUGGCCCGUUGCAGCUUCAACUAUGGAUGGUAAUUGUUCUACUCAUAGAAUGUGAUCUUGUUUUGUAACAACUGGAUAAAUAAAGCAAUGUCGAAUGGCGUAAUGUUUCACCCCUUGCAACCACGAGGAUUGAAAUGUAACCUUUGACAACAUGUUCUAAUCUUGCAUA
Molecule: messenger RNA, 597 nt
Organism: Culex quinquefasciatus (southern house mosquito)
Lineage: Eukaryota; Metazoa; Arthropoda; Insecta; Diptera; Culicidae
Product: peritrophin-1
Exons: 2
Coding region: 78-461 (127 amino acids)
Cellular component (GO): extracellular region
Molecular function (GO): chitin binding
Source: RefSeq, a predicted model, not a curated record